This is a messenger RNA of Mycotypha africana, 1929 nucleotides long. RefSeq lists its product as uncharacterized. Gene Ontology annotation, biological process: clathrin-dependent endocytosis; clathrin coat disassembly. The record is from RefSeq and is a predicted model, not a curated record. Bases 1 to 1929 code for a protein of 642 amino acids. Gene Ontology annotation, molecular function: clathrin binding. Gene Ontology annotation, cellular component: intracellular membrane-bounded organelle; cytoplasm; vesicle. Lineage: Eukaryota; Fungi; Mucoromycota; Mucoromycetes; Mucorales; Mycotyphaceae. The transcript has 8 exons.
AUGAACAGUUACUUUACCCCUCCGUCGCCUCCUUCUUUGAAUGAUAAACACCAAUUCAAUCGAUAUACCUCCCCGAUCAACCAACAGCAGCAGCAACCGUCAAGGCAGCAACAGAGACGAUAUGCGACACGCGAAGAAAGUGAAGCAACUGUACCUGUUUUCACAACACCUACGGAUAUGUAUAUAAGAAGAGAGCUUAACCCCAUACCACGGUUUACUUCGAAUCAACCUUUACAUAGUUACAACAACCGAGAGUCAACCGCGCCAUCUACAUCAACAUCACCAUCACCAUCUACGCAACAAGCCUACUCUACACCAAAAGCUCAACCGCUUACAAAUUAUAAUAAUGCGGCGAGUGGUGCAUCUGAUCCUUUAUCAAAAGAAUAUCCUUCAGUGCGUCCGACUUCACCUAUAAGUGUUGGAUCCAAAGUACCUUUAUCAAAGGUAGAACCUCUUCAUGCUGACUCUUCCAAGAAGGGUACUCCUGGAAGAUCAAACUAUACAAAUUUUUUUGCACAAUUGGUAGAUAUGGGUUUUGAUGUAGAGGCGAUCAAAGUAGCGAUGAUGGCGAGCAAAAACGGGAAUUUCCAAGAGAUAUUAGACACGUUACUUCAAAACACGACCACAUCGGGACCAUCGAAAGGAAGAGCUUAUGCCAAUGAACAUAGGACACCUGCACAAAAUGAUUCAAACAGCGCUGAUGUCUCUUCAGAUGAGGAGGAAGACCCAGUAGUGCUUAGGGCGCAAGAAGAGCAAUGGAGAAAAGAACCUAAUUCUGGCAACAGGAGCAGUAAUGACCAUUGGAAUGAUAAACAACAUGAUACACCCUACAUGGCUUUCCCGCCUCCCCUUCCCCCUCCUCAUGCACAGUCUCAGCCCACGUCCGCCAAAAUGUCUUCCCACUCUACUACAUCGUCAUCCUCUCACGUCAGUACGCCUCCACCUCCGCCUCAGACGGAUCCCCUUACUGAUUAUGCGGAUAAAGAAAGAAAAGAAGGCAAUUAUCUGUUCAACCAUGGACAGUUCGCUGAAGCGGAAGCUGCCUACACGCUUGCAAUACCAUCCCUACCGGCGGAUCAUAGUGAUAGCGUCUUGCUCUACAACAACCGCGCUGCUGCCCGACUCAAGCAAGGCAAAUUCCAAGAUUGUUUAUUGGAUUGUAUGCUAGCUAUUGAUUUAGCUCAAAAACAUAUCAACAGUAACAGCUCACCGAGCAAAAUCAUGAGCGCUAUGAAUGCAAACAUGAAAUCACAAUUGCUAAAGUCUUUGCAUAGAAAACAUGUGCGUUGGAAGGUCUGCAUUCUUUCGAAGCAGCUUUCCAGGAUCAAUGGUGAAGAAAGCCCACUCGCUGUACAGGGUAUCAAGCGAUGUCAGCAAGCUAUGCUAAAUGGAUCGUCAGUGAAUAAUGCUAAAUGGAAACCAUCAUCACCAUCAUCAACAACAGCUAACCAGAGCAGUACGAAUAGCAGUGCAACUGCAUUCCCUGAUAUUGACUUUAAUAUGUUUAUGCCACCCAAAAAAGCCCAUUUAACAGACGCUGAAUUAGAGGAAAUCAACAAUAGCAAAGCCGUAAAAGCAAUGCGUGAUAGAGAGAGGCAAAAGGAAGCAGAAGAAGCGGAACGAUUAGAAAAGGACGACAAAAUGAAUUCACAGAUUACUAUUUGGAAAGCAGGCAAAGAAAAGAAUCUGCGAGCAUUGUUAAGUUUUUUGGAUAUGAUCCUAUGGACAGAUGUACUAUGGAAAAAUGUAACUAUGUCAGAUUUAAUUGAACCUAGAAAAUGUAAAAUAACGUAUAUGAAAGCUAUUGCUAAAGUUCACCCUGAUAAGCUUCCUGCUACUGCAACUGUUGAACAGCGUAUGUUAGCAAGCGGCAUCUUCACGACUUUAAACCAAGCCUGGGAUACAUUCAUAGCAGAGAACAGCUUAUAA